Molecule: messenger RNA, 3015 nt
Organism: Amoebophrya sp. A120
Lineage: Eukaryota; Dinophyceae; Syndiniales; Amoebophryaceae
Source: the annotation of a GenBank genome assembly
AUGUCCAAGUAUAAGGACACGUGCCGCGACGACUACAUGGCGGGAGGAUAUCAGCAGUGUGGCGAAAGCAGCACCGAUAGCCUGGACAAAAUCGCCGCGCAAGAUGAGGAAACAAGUACCGGCACUGGAAGUAGUUUAUCUUGGAAGGACUGUCACAGCCUAAACCAGCUGGCCUCCAGCGCAACGUGGCUGAAGCAGCAACUUGCGGAAACCUGUAGUACUGGAGAAGAAGGUGGGCACGAAAGCAAGCCAAGGUAUGCGGUGGUUUUUCUCCAUAAUUUGCUCCGGUACAGGUCUACGCCCGGCACAAGGAUGAUAGAUCGCAUUAUAGAUACGAUCAGGCGUCGUGAAUUGCAUUCUUGCAAAUUUUGAAAAAUACCUUCCAAAUAUUUUUCAUCCGACUUCACUCGUCAUGUUGUUCAUGUUGGCUUAGCUACUGAAAUUAUCAUACACUGUACGAACUCUUGCGGUCAUCAUCCUUUUUCGGGGCAUACCGACCUGGGACUGGAGGGCGGAUGGCAGUGCGAACUCCAAGUCUGGACUCUUUCAGUUGUGGGACGCCUUGGAAGGGUCCUGCGUUGUCUUAGUAGUGACCGCACACGAGGACGAAGAGAGCGAAAAAAUGGAUAAGGACGCAGCUGGUGGUGCAGCCCGAGCGGGAAUAAAUGGAGGAGAGCUGCAGGACACGAACCUCGGAGGUGGAACAGAAAGCGAUAUUAAUCAGGACCGGCAAGACGAUCUCCAAAAGCAAAUCGUCGAAGACGAAGCGGCUCUCCGUAUCGCGAGGAAAAUAAGUCCCCCCUCCGGAUGUUCUUUCACCAAGAAACGGGGGUGUCUGAUGCUGGAUUUGGCCAUUAAAAAAGCUCUGCAUUGCAUGCACAAGAAGCACAAGCUUCAAUGCACAUCUUGCAUUUUCGGCAAUCUGUGUUAAUGCGUUCUACUAGCCUAGAGCAGACACGACUUCGGCCGUGGGUCUCAGCCACUACUAGACGACAGUACACACGCAAAAAGGUCGCAGACCGAACGAAGACAUGUGCUUCUUUGGUGCAAGACAGAGCUGAUUUGAGUAGUACCCGAAUUAUCACAGGACGCCAAUGUUCCAGUUGAGUACUAUCUAUGGGGAGGGUGGGAUCAUUUUUCAUUUUCAUACUCCUACCCUUCAACACGUGGGGCAACCAAAUUCGCCUUGCGCGUACGGGCCGCAUUGCCCUCGGAGAGUGGGUCCGAUUGGACAUCGCGCUGGAAGAUGUGGUGAAAGAGCAGCGGCCCUGCACCAUGCGGUGGCAGAACUAUUUCGCGGCCACUGAGGGGCCGGGGCACAUCAACUCUACCUCCAAAAUAACAGAGAUUCCUUUAGUCGGCUGCGAGUGGUCGGGACGGACUGCGGUUACGACCGCGCACCCCUAUAUUGUGAAGACCAAAAGUAGAACUACAACUACUUUCUCAGGUGGAUCAACACCUCCUGGGGUAGCGGAGGAGAUUAAUGCGCCGGGAGGUGGUCCUGGCCAGGGCGGAGGGACCCACCCCUUGCCCGACUACACAAACGUCGAUUUGUUUUUCGAUCAAUUCCCUGCGUCGGACAAGAAUUCGACGGGGCAAGCAGGGAGCGGGCGUAUUAACGAGAGGACUUCUGAACAAGAACUGGGAAGGAGCUCCGCUACAACCAAUGGGACCACUGAAGACACGAACGAGGACGACGCUGAUGACAGUGAGAGCUGCCUUGGUGCGCUCACCUGGAAAGCGAUGGGGAUCGUGAUCGGUUCGUCCGUGCUGGCCUUGGUGACGAUUUUGUUGUGCGUCUGGGCUUUUUGCUGCCUCGGGUCUGAAGAUGUUGAGGGAGAAGGAGAACAAGAGGGACCGAAUAAAGCCGGAAAGAGAUACGGCAACCGCGCAAAGAAAAAACUGGAAAAAUCGAAGAGCAAGGGGGGAACUGGCCCUCUAGAGCAAGACGGCUUGGGUGCGGAAGACCUGAUGAACAUAUGCGGGGAAAAAGGAUUUUCGUCUCUCCAAUUCCGCUGCACAAUUUCGUAAAACUGUAUUCGAGACGACGUCUGUCAGACGUCAGCAUUCAAUCUUGUGCAUGCGAGGCCAGAAAGUUCUUCCUCUAGCAUAAAAACUGGUGCCUUGUUUGUUUUCGUUUUAUUUCUAAUAUAUUUGUAUUCACUAUCACUAGCCAUUGGCAUUGCGCGCGCACAUGGGCGGUCGGUAUGCAUGGAGCUACACGUCGCACAAUUUGCACUUUGGGCAUGAAAAAGUCGACCACUGGAAGAAAUCAUUUUGACUCGUCAGGCGGUACUGGGAGGCAGGUCGGCGUCCCUCUGCUUCUAGUUCUAAGACUUUUUCCCGUGUUUCAAAAGAAAUGAUACUUAUCAGAUCGUGCAGUCGGAAUAAUGUUAAGUUGGGAUGAAAUCCUUUUUCCUUCCACAUUCGCAAAAUGCGGAGCAUUCAACUCUGAACACGAUGGUUGGGUCGAGCUACCCGAGCAUGCAGCCAGACAUGUUCUUCGCGGGUUUCACGCCGGCACCUCCGAUGCCCGGGACGUUAGCCUUGGCGCGGGCCGGCGCCUUGCCUAAUAAAGUUGGAGACGAGGUGGAAACGAAGCCGGCGAACAAGGUUCCCCUCGCGGCCACUCCAAUGGCUGCACCACAACCGCCCGGGGCCGCGGCGCUCGAGCAGCGACGCGCUAGGCUGGCCGGUGUAGUAGCCAAGUUGAAACCUGAACCCAGCAGUGGCGACGCAACUUUAUUCGAGGGCGUGGAAGAUGAGACAUGAUCUUCAACAUCCGAGCACGACCGAUAUUGAAAAUAAGUAUGUCGUACUGUUAACGAAAUAAAGUCAGUUCAUCUAAGUACUUUCUUCAACUUCAUAGUGUUUGUGCUACUUCGACGAGGUCAUCGUUCUCUAGCCGAUUUAGCAGCGUUGCAAAUGUUUUGCGCAGCUCCCGAGGAAACAAACUAGAUGUACUUGCUCAAGUACCUCCGCGGAGAAUUCCUUGAUUUGUACAUGACUUUCUAC